Messenger RNA from Pomacea canaliculata, 1854 nucleotides. RefSeq names its product TATA box-binding protein-associated factor RNA polymerase I subunit A-like. Bases 127 to 1740 code for a protein of 537 amino acids. Lineage: Eukaryota; Metazoa; Mollusca; Gastropoda; Architaenioglossa; Ampullariidae. Gene Ontology annotation, cellular component: RNA polymerase I transcription regulator complex. Gene Ontology annotation, biological process: transcription by RNA polymerase I. The record is from RefSeq and is a predicted model, not a curated record. The transcript has 12 exons.
GAGCUGACACUGGUCACUUCCCACCCGCCUCCGCCUCCAAUCUGGCCCACCCACAGAACUGGGCUCUUGACAAACUUGACAGGGAUUAAAGGAGGCGAAAGACGUUGGUCUUCACUUCCCAUAUCCAUGCUCUUGACGUGGUGUACCAUCUACACUCUACAGUUUGCUGGCACUGCAAGACCUGGUUCUAGUCUGAAGUGGGAAGACAGCAUCAAGAAAGACUUGUUUUCAGUAUUGCGACCACACUGCACAAGUAGAAAACAAGAAUGUCGAGAAGAUUGCAAAGAAAGAGGACAAAAGUUUGAAUCCUGGCUGAAUGAACUGUCAGAGCCUCUGUUAGAGAAAGGAUCCCCAUGGAGAGAAAUGCGAAAUGAAAGUCCUGUGCAUCUUGUACCAUGCCUUGUCCGGCUGUUACGAGAAUGUUUGCUGACUCAUAGUUGGAGCAAAGUCUUGCAGAUUUUAGAUUGUCUUGCUUACAUUCCAAAGGGUGUGGACUGGAUUGUUUGGAAGGCAAGUCUUGCCACAAUGUACACUGAACCAGAUACCAAUAACGAGUUAAUUGAACAGUUUUUCAGGCAGCUUUACCUUCUGACAGAAGUGGACAUGCUAGAGACUGUCUUAGAAUACAUAAAGUUCCUCAUUACCCAUGGCAUGAUUGAUGAGGCAGGAGAUGUCAUCAAAUACGGGAACAGCAAGGAUAAAGAGAGAAGACGCAGGAUUCAAACUGAUUUAACUACAAAUCAGAAGAAUCUUCUAACUGCCUAUCAUGGCCUACUUUACUAUAUAGAGUGGCAUGGUGCUGUUAACAAAGCAGACAAUCAUAAUUUUUCCCAGCUGUCUCGGUCCUGUUAUGAUAUGAUGCAACACCAGGAAGAGUCAACCAGUGUAACUGCACAUCUGGCAAGAAACUAUGCUCUGGCUUCUUUCGAAACCUUAUCUAAAAAGAAAGGAGUGUGGGACAUAUUUUUAUCUAAGGCUGUGGAGAUUUAUGAGUAUUACCAGGACUUCGAGGGUGCAAAAUGUCUAUUGGAAAACUACCGCAAGAAUAAUCCAAACAACCCUAACUCUCAUCGCUUUUUGUUUGAGUUACUGCAAAGGAAUGCUUUUUGUUUUGAAGAUGAUGUGAUAGAGGAAAAGUUAAGCUGCUUACAGAGUAUUGCCAACCUGGAUCCUGCUAACCCACUUGUGUUGCAACUCUGUGAUGAGUUACAAGAAUCAAAAGAUGUUCGUGUAGUUGACUACCUUUUUGAUCUGUUGGACUAUGAGGUCUGGCGAGAGAAGCUGGAAGGCUGGAAGCUGUUAGCUCAGUCUUUGCUCAUCUGCUCCAUGGAAGACUGCAAGAAACAGAAAGCUGUGAAGAGUCAUCUUUCAAGGUGCUGGUCAACAAGGAAAGACUGGUGGCCCUCAUACCAUUUUACUUUUAAGACUACUUCAUCUGCCGCUCAGUCUGACCUACUGGCUUCCAAAAUUUUGAUUGCCUCAGUUUUAUUAGGAGAAGACAGUGAAUUUUGCCAAAAAACCAAACACCAGUUGGACAAGGCUACACAUCUAGAUGUGGAGAUGAAACUAAUCCAGAUUACCAACAGUGACUUUGUCUUGAGAAAAAACAUUUCAGAUAGAGACUCAAGCAGUUCAGGCAGAGACCUCAACAGCCCAGACAAAAGUCCUGAUAGUUUACCUCAAAAACGACUGAGAUUGACCUCAGCAUCAAGUCUGCAAAUAUCCCAGGAUUUGAUGUAACAUUUCUGUUCUUUGCGUUCUCGCAUUUUGUUGUGAUAAUUUGACUAAUGUAGUGACAGAUGUGUAGAAACACUGACUGGAUGUAUUUUAUAAAAUACAGAUGAAAGUAAAAAA